Molecule: messenger RNA, 1360 nt
Organism: Zea mays
Lineage: Eukaryota; Viridiplantae; Streptophyta; Magnoliopsida; Poales; Poaceae
Product: Got1/Sft2-like vescicle transport protein family
Biological process (GO): endoplasmic reticulum to Golgi vesicle-mediated transport; retrograde transport, endosome to Golgi
Source: RefSeq, marked provisional
CGCAGCGCGCCUUCUCCACCGCGAAGUCAUCGUUCCGCGCUGCCGCCGCCGCCCUAGCAAGGUUCGUUCCGUCGUCUGCUCUUCAGUAGUGGUGCCCAGGACUGUGAUCUGUCUCGAAUCUCGGUUGAAAUGAAUCUGCGGGUGUGGUGGUAUCGUUGAUUCAGCGCGCGGGGGAAUUAUUUGGGUUUGAGCCGCCAUCUAGGGCUGGAUCUCUGGCGCGGAGCUUCUAGUUCUAGAUCCCGCCUACUCGAUUCGAUGUAGGUGGUGUUUCAUUAGGGAGUAGGGACUAGGGACUAGGUUUUCAGAUGCAAUUCUGCGCGGCCUCUAGGUUUAAAGGCACGGUGCUGUGGAAGUGGUAUUUAGUGACAUUCUCUUGUCUGAGUUGUCUCCAGUGAUCUCGUUUGCCUGUUUCCUUCGGGUUCAGUACCCUUGUGGAACUCAUACUCUUUGUUGUCUUCUGAGUCUGUAGUUUUGGUGCCUAAUUUUACACUUACUGCAGGUGUUGGAUUCUGUGUUGCGGCUUCGGAGUGUCAUUGCUACCCUUCUCCUGACAACAUGGUUUCUUUCGAGAUGAAUGACCUCAAGAAGAUUGGGCUAGGCCUAACAGGCUUUGGAAUAUUCUUCUCCUUCCUGGGAAUCAUUUUCUUCUUUGACAAGGGUCUUAUUGCAAUGGGCAAUAUCCUCUUUCUAUCUGGUUUGGGUUUGACAAUUGGUUUGAAAUCCACUAUGCAGUUCUUCACCAAGCCUAAGAACUACAAGGGUACUAUCUCAUUUGGUGCUGGCUUUUUUCUGGUUCUUAUUGGGUGGCCCUUUCUUGGCAUGCUCUUAGAAGCAUAUGGCUUUGUUGUACUCUUCAGUGGAUUUUGGCCAACCCUUGCUGUUUUCCUCCAAAGGAUUCCUAUUAUUGGAUGGAUUUUUCAACAACCGUUUGUCACAUCGUUCCUUGACCGCUACAGAGGAAAACGAGUUCCGGUUUAGCUUACUCCUGCUAUAUUUCAACAUACUUCCCUCACAAAUAUCAUGCGGUUAUGGAUAUGUUCCGUCCUUGCCUUUUUCUUUAACUUGUUUAGUUGGUGGUAGGAUUUUUUGUUGUUGUGUAAAUUACCCCUCAUCCGUGGUUUUCCACAGACCAGAAUGCAUUUUCCCCGUUAAUACAUUGAAGAAAGUUCUCAUGCAAGCCUCUUUGUGGGGGGAAAUGAAGUCUUAGGGAUGUUCUGAAAGUAGUGACUACCCAUCAUGUCUUUUUGUAACAUUACUUAAUGUAAGCAUAUCUGAUAUAGGUAUGCAAAGGCUACAAUAGCUUCCGUUUGCUGUAUGGGAAAGAAAGGAGACUUGGCAGAAUCGAAGUUACUUGUGAUUC